Molecule: messenger RNA, 589 nt
Organism: Vanessa tameamea
Lineage: Eukaryota; Metazoa; Arthropoda; Insecta; Lepidoptera; Nymphalidae
Gene: RpS19a
Product: small ribosomal subunit protein eS19A
Exons: 4
Coding region: 101-562 (153 amino acids)
Biological process (GO): translation; ribosomal small subunit assembly
Cellular component (GO): ribosome; cytosolic small ribosomal subunit
Molecular function (GO): structural constituent of ribosome; RNA binding
Source: RefSeq, a predicted model, not a curated record
CUAGGCAAGGUAAGUGUCGUGGUUCUACCGCAUGGUUUUUAGUGAAAAAUUAAAAGUGAAUAUUAGAAUAAACUAAAAAAGUGCCACAUAAUAGAUUAAGAUGCGUUCCGUCACAUUGAAGGAUGUUGAACAAGACAAGGUCGUCAAGACCGUAGCUGCCCACUUGAAAAAGAUGGGCAAGGUCAAAGUUCCAGAACAUAUGGAUCUGGUAAAAACUGCCCGUUUUAAGGAAUUGGCACCCUACGAUCCUGACUGGUUUUAUGUACGGUGUGCUGCAAUCUUACGUCACAUCUACAUUCGCUCUCCAGUUGGUGUUAAGACUGUAACAAAGAUCUUUGGUGGUCGCAAACGUAAUGGUGUCACUCCUUCACACUUCUGCAGAUCAUCAGGCAGUAUUGCUCGUAAGGCACUUCAGGCCCUUGAGGCUUUGAAGUUAGUUGAGAAAAUUCCUGAUGGUGGCCGGAUCCUUACUGUUCAUGGAAGACGUGAUUUGGACAGAAUUGCUGCACAAGUUCGUCUAAAGGCUAAACAAGCGGCUAAACAGAGUGUUAUUGUUCUGUAAUUUUAAUAUAAUAAAAAAUAUAAAAUA